Molecule: messenger RNA, 1947 nt
Organism: Trichomycterus rosablanca
Lineage: Eukaryota; Metazoa; Chordata; Actinopteri; Siluriformes; Trichomycteridae
Gene: ppp1r16a
Product: protein phosphatase 1, regulatory subunit 16A
Exons: 10
Coding region: 99-1814 (571 amino acids)
Cellular component (GO): cytoplasm
Molecular function (GO): myosin phosphatase regulator activity; enzyme inhibitor activity; protein binding
Source: RefSeq, a predicted model, not a curated record
ACCACACAAAGGUCUGAGUCUCGUGUUAAACCGAAGUAAUGAUUUCAUCCCCUGAGAGCGACUAGAGUGACAGUAAAAGCCCGGAGUCGCUCUCGGACAUGGCCGAGCAUGCGGAGCUGCUGUCCGAGAUGACGAGCGUGGGCCGACUGUCGGCCGCCGAGCGUCUCAAGCACGCUCAGAAGCGACGAGCGCUGCAGCUGAAAGGCUGGGCGCAGAUGGAGAAGGAAAACGCCCGGACCGGGAGGAACAGCGCCGCCCGGAGGAAGAACAACGCGGACAAGAAGGGGAGGAGGCCGGGCGGGAGGAAGGUGACGUUCCCCAGUAACGUCAUGCUGCUGGAGGCCGCCGCCAGGAACGACCUGGACGAAGUGAAGAAGCUGCUGAAGAGCGGCGUUAAACCGGACCUAUAUAACGAAGAUGGACUCACAGCAUUACAUCAGUGCUGCAUUGAUGAUUUCGUGGAUGUGGUGCGCUGCCUGCUCGAAUCCGGCGCCGACGUGAACUCGUGCGACAGCGAACUCUGGACGCCGCUGCACGCCGCCGCCACCUGCGGGCACACCGGCCUCGUCCAGAUCCUCGUCCAGGCUGGUGCAAAUCUGCUGGCAGUAAACGCAGAUGGAAACAUGCCGUACGACCUGUGUGAGGACGAGGCCACGCUGGAGCUCAUAGAGGUGGUGAUGGCAGAGCAGGGCAUCACUCAGGAGAAGAUAGACGAGUGUCGUGCUGCGAAGGAGAGCGCCAUGCUGAAGGAUGUCCGCCAAAUGGUAGAGCGAGGAGAUGACCUGAACGCCAAGGACCUGCUGGGCGGCACCCUGCUGCACGUCGCGGCGGCCAACGGCUACAUGUCGGUGGGGGAGCUUCUGCUGGAGCACAGAGCCGGCGUGGCCGAGAAAGACGCCGACGGAUGGACGCCGCUGCACGCCGCCUCCUGCUGGGGACAGUUACAGAUGGUGGAGCUCCUGGUCGCUCACGGCGCAGAUCUAAACGCCAAGUCUCUCCUGGAUGAGACUCCUCUCGAUGUGUGCGUGGACGAGGAGGUGAGAGCGAAGAUCAUGGAGCUGAAACACAAGCACGACGCCAUCAUGAAGAACCAGGACAAGCACAAGAGCUCCCUGCAGAGACGAGCGUCCAGCGCCAGCAGCAGAGGGAAGGUGGUGAGGAGGACGAGCGUGAACGAGCGCAGUAACUUAUACAGAAGAGAGCACCAUAAGGAAGCCAUGGUGUGGCAGGACAGAGGACGACAGGACAGACAGACCGAUGACGAGGACGAGGACAGACAGACGGACGCUGAACUCAGGCAGCACAUGGUGGAGACCUCUAGUGGCGUCACUCUGCAUCGCCUGGACAACGGCGGAGGCGAAGAAACCCAAACCCACGACUCGGCGGUGGGAAACGGCGGCAGCUUCGCCGCGCAGUCGUCGUCCUCCUUCGUCCCCGGAGAGCUGCACGGCGGCGGGCGCAGGGACCGCAGCGGCACCUACGAGCUGACCCCCCUGACCACCGUGAACCCCGUCGCCGUGGCCCCGGAAGGCGCCGGCUCGGACAGCAUGACCCGCGACAAAUCGCACCAGACGCUGGCGGAGCUGAAGCGCCAGAGAGCCGCCGCCAAGCUUCAGAAACGCCAGGCUCCCGCGCCGCCGCCGCUCCCCCCCACGCAGGAGGAGACCGGCGCGGCUCAGGGGGGCGGAGCGCCCGAGCCUAAUAACAGAGUGUACUUCACACCCGCCAGCGGAGACCCGCCCCUUUUGAAGCUGAAGGCGCCGGAGGAGGAGGAGCCGGCCAAUCAGAAAGAGCCGUGCUGCGGACUCAUGUAGGGGGGCGCAAACACACACACACACACACACACACACACACACACACACGUGUACGAUUAAAGUCUAGCGUUUACAUACACUGUUAAGGGAUGAAAACUUGUCAUGAAUCAGGGUGUGGUGGGCACAGUGGGCG